This is a messenger RNA of Arabidopsis lyrata subsp. lyrata, 1006 nucleotides long. RefSeq names its product alpha-ketoglutarate-dependent dioxygenase alkB homolog 6. Lineage: Eukaryota; Viridiplantae; Streptophyta; Magnoliopsida; Brassicales; Brassicaceae. The record is from RefSeq and is a predicted model, not a curated record. The transcript has 8 exons. The coding region runs from base 122 to 847 and encodes 241 amino acids.
CAUUGAUCCGAGUAUUUUCAGAUUCCUCCUCUCUCAAGUGAAAGCAACGAUUCUGUCUCUUCUCUUCUGGGGUUUAUCGAUAGCUUUGUUUCCUAAUUGAAUCCCUGAUUUUUUGACAGCCAUGGAGUUAGAGAGCUUCAGGGUAGGUUUUACUCCAACAGUAUUCUAUAUUCCCGGUUUCAUAACUGAAGAAGAGCAAACUCAGCUACUAAAUCAUAUAUAUGGAGCAUCUGGUUCCAAGUGGAAGACAUUAAAGAACAGAAGAUUACAGAACUGGGGUGGCAUGGUCCAUGAAAAGGGUCUUGUUCCACAAGAGUUACCUUCCUGGCUGACAAAGAUUACAGCGAAAAUUUGUGAAAGCUCGGGUCUGUUUCCUUCUGCUAUAAAUCAUGUCCUCAUCAAUGAAUACCAUCCUAACCAAGGGAUAAUGGCGCACCAAGAUGGACCUGCUUAUUUUCCUGUUGUAGCUAUAUUGUCUCUUGGCUCACCUGUCGUUAUGGACUUCAGUCCGCAUUUGAGAUUAAGAUCAGGCGAUGGUUACAUAUCCAAAGACCAAAGUCCCUGUGCAGAGAGUUAUGAGCCUGAGAGAGACUCAUUCUCCGUCUUGAUGAUGCCUCGAAGCUUACUGAUCUUCAAAGAUGAUGCAUAUUCAGAUUUCCUCCACGGCAUUAGCGAUAGUCCAACACAAUGCUACAACCAGGUCGUUAAUGAAGCUGAAGCUUUGGCUUACUCUAAUGAAGAAGAUUCAAGAAAAGAUGGUGACAAGAUUCUUCACAGAGACCAAACUCGAGUCUCACUUACUUGCCGUUUAGUUCCCAAAGUCCAUAAGAAUCUCUUCAAAUUUUAGCUUGCUUCCGUAAUGACUCUGGGUUGUCAUGUCGUUUAUGACUGUAUGAAAACGGCACGAUUUGUCAUGUGGAAAUAUAAAACAGCACGAUUUGUAGCUGUGGAAACUUGAGGACAAAGAACUUGCAAUGGAUAGGAUUAAAUAUGAGCCCUUCAUAUU